Messenger RNA from Nymphaea colorata (pocket water lily), 3818 nucleotides. Its product is annotated as pentatricopeptide repeat-containing protein At4g13650-like. The coding region runs from base 157 to 2448 and encodes 763 amino acids. The record is from RefSeq and is a predicted model, not a curated record. Gene Ontology annotation, biological process: RNA modification. The transcript has 2 exons. NCBI's taxonomy places the organism in Eukaryota, Viridiplantae, Streptophyta, Magnoliopsida, Nymphaeales, Nymphaeaceae. Gene Ontology annotation, molecular function: RNA binding; protein binding.
UUUAAUGUCUCUUAACCCCGACGGAAUGAGAAGGCCAUGCUUUGGAAGAGGCUAUUUGUUGCCGAGCCGUCUUGGCACCUACUCAAGUGGAGCCCUAGUUGGAAGAAAUAGUCCAGACUCGUGGGGUGUCGAACUUUGGCGGGAGAGGAGUGGCCUAUGCUGGGUUCAAAAACUAGCCGUUGGGUCAUCGUCUCUUUCCUGAGAGAUGCCGCCACGAUGGGUUCUGCUUCAGCGGGUGAAGCCGUCCAUGCCCACAUGAUGAAGGUCGGCCUUCUGCAUGAAAUCACGUCCUCAAACCACCUCCUCAACAUGUAUGCCAGAUGCGGUCGAACGGAUGAUGCCCGAAAGGUGUUUGUUGAAAUGCCCGAAAGAAACAUUGUCUCGUGGUCCGCCAUGAUCGCGGGCCACGCACGUUGUGGCGAGCCUUGUUCUGCCUUAAACUGGGGCAAAGAGAUGCAUGUUGCGGGUGUUACACCGACACAGUUUGCCCUUGCGAGCCUUGGACAGGCGUGUUCGGACCUCAGGGAUGUUGCCCGAGGCAAGCAGAUCCACGCCCAGGCCAUAAUCUCUGGCUUCUAUUUGGACAAUUUUGUGAAAACAGCACUGGUCAACAUGUAUUCCAAAUGCAAAGACAUAGACAACACCUUGUCUAUUUUUGAAAGCUUUGAGAUUCGUGAUUUAGUUCUUUAUAAUGCAAUGAUUGCAGGCUUCCUGAGCUGCGGUCUCAAGGUUGAGGCUAUACAUCUCCUCAAAGAAGUAAAAUUUCUGAAUUUGGAGCCAAACGAAUCUACCUUUGUCAGUGUUAUUGGAGCAUGCUCUACAGAAAUCGGGAUCAGAGUGGGUGAGCAAAUUCAUGCAUGUACAGUGAGGUGUGGACUUGAUACCAAUGAUUAUGUUGGAACUGCACUAGUUGACAUGUAUUCAAGAUAUUCUGAUAUGGAAUCUGCUCUAAUGGUUUUCAAUGGAGUCAUUUUGAAAGACGCUGCUCUGUGGAAUGCAAUGAUUGUUAGAUGCAUUGAGAAUGACAUCCCCGAGAAUGCAUUGGGUUUUUUUAUUGAAAUGAAAUCUAGUGGGUGCUUUCCUGAUCAGUCUACCUUUGGAAGUGUCCUUCGCGCUUGUGGCACCUUGAACCUUCUCAGACAUGGGAAAAUUGUUCAUACUCUUGUCAAGAAGUCAGAGUUUUGCAUGGAUGUAAUAGCCAACACUGCACUGAUUGAUAUGUACAUGAAAUGUGGUGCUACUGAAUUGAGUCUUAAGGUCUUUAAUGAAAUAGGUGAGAGGAAGAACACCAUCUCCUUUAAUUCUAUGAUUCAUGGAUAUGCUCAGAAUGGAAAAUUUGAGGAGGCAAUGGGUAUUUUCUCAGUGAUGCGUCACCAAGGUAGAGAAUUUGAUCAGGGAAGUUUCGUAGCUGCAUUAGGUGCAUGUAAUGGAAGGGCAUAUCUUAUGCAUACAAGAGUGAUUUAUUCUCAGGUAAUCAAGCUUGGCUAUGAGGGGGAUUUAGUGGUGCAGAAUGCUCUGUUGAAUGCUUUGGUCAAAGGAGUGGAGAUUGAUGAAGCACACAUGGUGUUUGAAGGGAUUCCAGAAAAGAAUUUGGUUUCAUGGACAACAAUGGUUGCUGGGUUUUCACAAUUGGGUCUUGGUAUGGAAGCACUUGGACUCUUUCGGAGUAUGCAAAUUGCUGGCCUACAUCCAAACAAUUUCACUUGUACCAGUAUUUUAAGGGCUUGCGCAAGCAUAUCUGCCUUGGAACAAGGGCAGAGCAUUCAUGGAUACAUGAUUAAACAUGGUAUUGAAGAAGAAGAUUUUAUCUAUAAUGCUCUUGUGGACAUGUAUGCAAAAUGUGGGGCACUAAAUGAUAGCUAUAAGCUGUUCAACAACAUGCUGAAACCUGACAUUGCCACUUGGAAUUCCAUUGUGUGUGGAUGUGCUCAUAAUGGCUAUGCUAAGGAGGCAUUGGAGCUAUUAGAAAAGAUGCAUCAAAGUGGUACCAAGUUGAAUAAUAUUACAUUCAUAUGCAUACUAUCAGCAUGUAGCCACUCUGGUUUUAUAGAUCAAGGUGUGAACAUAUUUGAGAGUAUGGCUAGUAAAUUUGGUGUCCUGCCAUCCAUGGAUCACUAUGCUUGCAUGGUUGACAUGUUUGGUAGAGCUGGAAUGCUGGAUAGAGCAAAAGAUUUAAUUGAUGGCAUGCCGUUUGAAGCUAAUGCUUUUAUAUGGAAAACAUUUUUGAGUUGUUGCAAGCUUCAUGGGCAUCUAGAAUUUGCAGAACGUGCAAGGGAACAUAUCUUGAGAUUGGAACCUGAAGAUAGUUCUAUGUUUGUUGCCAUGUCUAAUCUGUAUAGUGGAGUUGGGGAAUGGCAAAAUGUGCAGAAGUUAAGGAACAAAAUGAAGGAGAGGAGGAUGAAGAAAGAGCCUGGCAUGAGUUGGUUGGAAACUAAGCAUGGUGGAUGACUGCUCAUCUGUCAUGGGAAUCACGGAUCUCUCUGUUAAGCUUAUGUUCAUGGCCAGGUGGAAUCAAAGGUUAUUCCCUUCUGUUUGAAGAUCAUCCUUUGGGUGGAGCCUGCCAGCCACUUUAUGUUAAGGAUGCCCGUACAUAAUUGGAACCACUGGUUUCUCUGUUUACCACAUAUUCUUUGCCUAAACCCUGCGUGGAUGAUAAUUUUUUGGAUAGUCUGUAGAGGACUAUUCCAUUCCAUGGCAAGAUCGUGACAUAGUUGGAUCCAUCAGCCAUUUAGGUUCCUCUGUUAUCUAUCUUAACCUGAUGGUAGGUUUGAUCCUUCUACUUCAACUGAAACGAGAAGUAGUGCUCCCUUGGAGUGCUUGUUGUCUGGGGGGCAGGUUUCAGGAAGUGAAUGGUCCUUUCAUAUCUCAAUGAAGUGGUAGUAUGGGCUUCUGAGUAAUCAAUUGUUUUGUGCAUUCGGUUCCCAUUAUUACUGUCCUUCCCCUUUUAGUGAAUGGAAAGACCAACCGGUUGCAGGAAGGCUUAUUAUAGUAGUCAUUCCUUAGUGACCUUUCACGUCAAUUCUUAAGCUGGUGGUUUUGUUCUGGAGUUGAGACAUUCAUAUCUCAGAAGUGCCUUCCAUGUUAGUUUUUGGUACUAAAUUAUGAAAGUUGGAGAUUCCUGCUGCUUAGUUUAUUAAAUUUGAGGACCCUUGUGCAGGCAUUGUUUUGUGCAAUCAAGACCAAGAAAUGCUCGAAAAUCCCUUAAAUGGGUUGUCUAACACAGUUUUGGUGUAAGUAUCAAUGUUGAGCAAGGUAGAGGCUUGUGGAGUCUGGUGUUGCCGACACUUCACAUGUCAGGAUUUUGUUGGUAUAGAGAAAGUGGGUCAACGAUUUCAGCAAAGAAGUUGCUGAAGUCUUUAUUUUAUUGACCAAUUUGAAUUGAAUAAGGAGGUCGUUGCUCCAUAUAUAUUUCUGAAGGUUCCGAAAUAACUGAAGUGGUUGAAUGUGUCCAUAGAAUUAGAACAUCAAUGAACAUGUAGCGAUCAAAUCAGCAUGCCUGAACAUCGUGUCUGCCUUAGUUUUGACAGGUUUGAAUCAUGAGCCUCAUGCUUUCGGCCAAUAAAGCUUGUGAUCCCUUUUUUUCAUAAGCUCUUUUCCCUUCCCCAUGAUUGUAGCUUGCGUCUAUACACAGCCUAAUCUUUUGAUGUGUAACUGCAGCACGCAUGGACACAUUAGUCCAGAGAAUGAAAAUUUCAACUAGUUGUAAAUUUCUGGUAAGUUCUAGUAAAUUGUAAAAAUCUUUCAAUAGAAAGGAUUUUUGAUGAUUAAAGUAUUGAAAAGUUAUAAAAUUUGCUUUGUAUCUGGUUUUAGAAAAAACC